AUGUCAACCUUAAAGGCAAUGAAAGGUGGUCCACUAGUCUUGAUCAUGGCUUUGAUGCCGGUCUUGGCUAGUAAAAACCUGGUCUUUGCCAGCCUCAAGACCUUCUCUGAACAAGCAUUGGUCCACAUAGUGCAGUCUGGUGGAGAUAAGGGUGGUGGCAGCGACGGUGGAGGG
Ilex paraguariensis (yerba mate) is the source of this 174-nucleotide messenger RNA. NCBI's taxonomy places the organism in Eukaryota, Viridiplantae, Streptophyta, Magnoliopsida, Aquifoliales, Aquifoliaceae. The record is from the annotation of a GenBank genome assembly.